Messenger RNA from Fusarium pseudograminearum CS3096, 237 nucleotides. RefSeq lists its product as uncharacterized. The transcript is spliced from 2 exons. Bases 1 to 237 code for a protein of 78 amino acids. The record is from RefSeq and is a predicted model, not a curated record. NCBI's taxonomy places the organism in Eukaryota, Fungi, Ascomycota, Sordariomycetes, Hypocreales, Nectriaceae.
AUGUGGGCAAAGCGAAUGGACCUCGAUAAAGACAAUUGCACUACUGGUGAAACGCCUUUAAAGGCCGAAGACGGUAUUGAUGCUCUAGCCCCGAAUAACACAUUAGGUGUAACACAACAGAAGACAACGCUAUGGGAAUCUGCCUUUCGCCGUGCCAGCCCAUUCAUGCAUGCACGGCCGUACCAAGAGGCAUCCGUCUUCUCACUGACCUGGGGCUUCCCCGGCCCGAACCAUUGA